This is a messenger RNA of Anguilla anguilla (European eel), 1490 nucleotides long. RefSeq names its product E3 ubiquitin-protein ligase DTX3L-like. The record is from RefSeq and is a predicted model, not a curated record. The coding region runs from base 389 to 895 and encodes 168 amino acids. Lineage: Eukaryota; Metazoa; Chordata; Actinopteri; Anguilliformes; Anguillidae. The transcript has 5 exons. Gene Ontology annotation, biological process: protein ubiquitination; Notch signaling pathway.
CUCAAACUUAGAAAGCAAACAUGCCUGUAAUCUGUUAACAUUAUUUAUUUGUCAGUCCUUAACUUUGGCUGGCAAAUAAAUUCAAAAAGCACUUUUUCCAACUGAAACCUACUUUGGCAAGUUAGCUUUAGGGAUUGCUGAAUUCGCCAAACUGUGCUUGUGCUUGUGAAGAAAAAACAAAACAAUUAUUGCUAUUAAUUGUUGGCCAGUGUUGACAAAUUAGACUAUUUAUUUUACAUUCAGCAUCAAAAAAAGAAGAAAAAAAAUCUGGUGAAGUGAGUUAUUUGUGCAAUCAACAGCUUCACUUUAUUCACUUUAUUUACUGAGAGCUGAGUUACAAAACAAAAGGGACUUCAGACCCACAAAACCAGAGUUUUAAGAAGGGGCCAUGGGGACCAUUCACCACAAAGAGAAGUGGGAGUGCAAUCAGUACCUGAACGGGGCGGGUCCACCUGCUAACCAGGAGAGGCCCAAUGGAGGUAGAGCGGGAGUGGCCCUUAAAAACGAGCAGAGCAUUGUGGGAGACCAGCCGGACGGAGAUAUGAAGUGGAUCUCCCUUCCCAGGAGCCUUCCCUGUUAUCCUCACUGUGGGACCAUCGAGAUUGAAUACAACUUUAAUGAUGGGAUACAGACGGAGAAGCACCCGAGGCCGGGGAAGCCGUUCGCGGGAUUCCGCACGGUCGCCUACCUGCCCGACGACCGGGAGGGCAACGAGCUGCUGAGGCUGCUGAAGCAGGCCUUCGACCAGGGGCUGACGUUCACGGUGGCCAGCGGCAGCAACGGCUCGGAGGCGGUCACGUGGAGCGACAUUCCGCACUGCACCGGUUUUACUAACCCGGAACCGUACUUCCUGAUGACGGUGAAGCAGGUCCUGAAAUCCAAAGGCAUUGAGUGAAGUCAGACAGACCAAACCGACGGACAGACAGAAGGACUUCCGCUUAAAAAGCCUUGGACGAACGACUUGGCGGAAAAAAAAGAGAGCUUUUUUCCUUUAAAAGUUCAGCUGAAGGACACAGCUGGGAGGGGAGGGGGGGGGGAGGGACGGGCACCCUUACACUUCUAGCUAACAUUCUGACAACAGAAAAUUGUAUUUUAUUUCUUAAAUGCUGGGAGCACGCGUCUAUACGCAGUCGAUUGAUUUCGCUGCUGACCGUUUGGUUGUGAUGAACAAGUCUGUGCAAUAAUCCGCAGUGUGAGCAUUAUCUUUUCACGAGAAGCUGGCAGUACCGUGGACAAUGUGGGUUGUCAACUGUGCAAAAAUUGCACCUAAAUGUACGAUGUAUAUUUCUGGAUGUCGGAGAAAUAUAGCAGACCUGCACUGUGCAAGACAGAAUGUUGUAGCUUACCUGUGAUGUCACUGAGAUCGUGGAUAAUAGAUUUUGAUAAAAUCAUUCCCACCUAGCUUUAGCCUUUGCAACAUGUUAUUUCUGAUGUGUCUGUUCAUGAGUACCUUGUGUAAAAAAAUUAAGAAAUAAAAACUUUUGAAAGCC